AUGGGAGCAGCGGAGUCCCGAUGGGGCUUUCGGGUGGCCGGAGGACUGAGUAGACCUAGGGCGCUCUACGCGGACGACCCUGGCGGAGCGCGGGGAACUGCCAGACUCUUCCAAGUGACUGCAUCAUUUCACAUUCCCACUAAAGGAAACUUCAUGGUGUUAUGGUCCACUUGCCGCACAGCCGUGUUCAAAUCUGUCACCAACAGGUUCAUUAAAAACCUGGCCUGCUCGGGGAUCUUCGCCAGCCUGGUCUGUGUGCCCUUCGACAUCAUCCUCAGCACCAGUCCUCACUGUUGCUGGUGGAUCUACACCAUGCUCUUCUGCAAAGUUGUCAAGUUUUUGCACAAAGUCUUCUGCUCUGUGACUAUCCUCAGCUUCCCCGCCAUUGCUCUGGACAGGUACUACUCAGUCCUCUAUCCACUGGAGAGAAAAAUAUCUGAUGCCAAGUCCCGGGAACUCGUGGUAUACAUCUGGGCCCAUGCAGUGGUGGCCAGUGUCCCUGUGUUUGCAGUGACUAACGUAGCUGACAUCUAUGCCAUGUCCACCUGCACAGAAGUCUGGAGCAACUCCUUGGGCCACCUGGUGUAUGUCCUGGUCUAUAAUAUCACCACGGUCAUUGUGCCUGUUGCUGUGGUGUUUCUUUUCCUGAUCCUGAUCCGCCGGGCCCUAAGUGCCAGCCAGAAGAAGAAGGUCAUCAUUGCGGCUCUUCGGACCCCACAGAACACUAUCUCUAUCCCCUAUGCCUCCCAGCGAGAGGCUGAGCUGCAUGCCACCCUGCUCUCAAUGGUGAUGGUCUUCAUCUUGUGUAGCGUGCCCUAUGCCACCCUGGUCGUCUACCAGACUGUACUCAAUGUCCCCGACACCUCCGUCUUCUUGCUGCUCACUGCCAUUUGGCUGCCCAAGGUCUCUCUGUUGGCAAACCCUGUGCUCUUUCUAACUGUGAACAAAUCUGUCCGCAAAUGUUUGAUAGGGACUCUGGUGCAGCUGCAUCAUCGGUACAGUCGGCGUAAUGUGGUUAGCACAGGGAGUGCGAUGCCCGAUACCAGCCUUGAGCCCAGCGUGCGCUCAGGCAGCCAGCUCCUGGAGAUGUUCCACAUUGGUCAGCAGCAGAUCUUCAAGCCCACAGAGGAUGAGGAAGAAAAUGAAGCGAAGUACCUUGGCUCAGCUGACUUCCAGGCCAAGGAGGUAGUUACCACUUGCUUGGAGGGAGAGCAGGUGGCCCCUCCUGUACCACCCCUGGGCACAGUGGACUCUACAUCCCAGGUGGCACCAGCAGGCUCUGUGGAGCCUGACACAUUCCCUGAUAAAUACUCCCUGCAGUUUGGCUUUGGACCUUUCGAGCUGCCCCCUCAGUGGCUGUCAGAGACCCGAAACAGCAAGAAGAGGCUGCUUCCGCCCUUGGGCAAUACCCCAGAAGAACUAAUCCAGACAAAGGUGCCCAAGAGCAGGGUGGAGCGAAAGAUAAGCAGAAACAAUAAAGUGAGCAUUUUCCCAAAGGUGGAUUCCUAGCAAGGACUGUAAAUUUCUGAAGCAAUAGGGAGCUUCUGUAUUCCCUGCUCUCCUUCACUGUGGCCAUAUGAUCUAUGUGACCUCAUUGCAACCCACCGUAGGCUGAUUCUUCCUAUAGGGAACAAAUGCUUUUGAGUGAAAGGGAAGUCUAUGUAACAUCAAAUAUCCUCAUUAUUGAGGGGGCAUCUUGGAACAGGUUUUGGGACAGGUGCUCGGUGAGCAUUUUCUGGGGAUUCCUCGGUUCCCUGGGGGUCGUCAGAGACCACACAGAGAGAAGAGACCCGUGAGUUCAGAGGGAGCAGAGAUCCUCUAAGGAAACUCUAAGGGUGUCCAGCUGGUGCACAGUCUGUUGGGAACUAGGGUGCACAGCAGAGGGUGAGUGAAGCUUCAUUGGUAUUUAUACCCCCUGGGCAUUACUACAUGGGCUGUGCCCCCUGGAGUGUGAACCCUAUUGUGAAUCGCACGUGCAAGGGACCUUAAAUUAUCCCAUACCCUGCCUCUCCCACUCCUGUCUGUGGAAAAAGUGUCUUCCACAAAACAGGACCCAAAAGGUUGGGAACCACUGCUGUAAGGGAAGUCCAAGGUAAUUAUGGAGUGGAGUAGCCAAAAAGAAGUUGCCUAUUUGGGUAACAAAUAAAAGAAACAAGAGAACCUUUUACAUUGAGGAGAUAGGGUAAUGGCAUCAGAUAACGUUUCUCUGGAAGUCCCAACCAUUGUGACUUGUAUCCCCCCUGCUACCCUUCAUUCCUCUCCCGGGAAUGUGAGUGAGGAAUGACGAUUUCAUCCUUGUGUGAAAGACAUGGCAGUCGAUGUGCCCUGGGGUAAGGGAGAUUGCUCCUUGACUAUCCUGACGUUCUCUUGGCCUCCCAACAUCCUGGGAAGAGCAUGUGGACCUCCAGGCAUGGUCAGUGUCAGGUGGAAAGCACUGAAGGAAUUCACCGUGGCCUGUUCCUUACACUACGUUCUUUAAACAAACACAAUGUUUAAAGGUGGGGAAGAAAGUCUGAGAAAUACUCAUGGCACUGUGGUCUUCUCCACCUGAUCUCACUUGAAAGGUGCUAUGUGACAAUCUGUACGAGUAAAAUAUAUUGGAAACACCAUUUUGUGGAAAUUUUUAGAAUUAUAAGGUGGUUAGAAAUGCAAAGUUAGCAUGAGCUGGGUCCAUUGGAAACAUCAAGCCAAAUUACCUGCUUAGGAAAGGUGACUCUGUCUAAAAGACUGGCACGAGUCUGAGAGAAUGGCCAGGUGCCCUGAGCUCUUUUUCAGUGUGUGGUACAACUUUGGUUUUCAUAGGCAGAGAUGGACAGAACAAGGAGACAAAAUCUUGUAAACUGCUAAGGCAAAACCCAGCCCAGGUGAGCUCUUCACUUCCUUCUUCCCAAGGAAGUUUCACUAAGAACCAGAGUAUAUGGAGGAGGGAGGGCAGUGUCCUUUGCUCUCUGGUCCCAGGGGACCACACAUGGUUUGAGUCUGCUCUGGAGUUGAUCUCAUGAGGCUGAAUUUAAACCUGACAUUUCAUUCUUAAUGAGGGAAAAUCAAAUGCCAGCCUCUUCUUUUCUGUAGGUCAGUAGUGGCGAAUCUUUAGAGCUUGUAAUGAUAACAAACAGUGCCAUAGGUCUGCUGUCGCUGCUCUAGGGUGUUUUGGUUUUGUUCUUUUAAAUCGUACUUGGAGGAGUCCGUCAGCCCCUGACCAAGCUUGAAAGGAAGUGGGUGUCCUUAUAGGCAGAUUUCCACAUGCCAAAGGCAGUGAUCCUAGCACAUCCCCUCCAUUAGUCACGUUGUCCCUCGUCCUCUGGAGGAAGCUGAGCCCAUAUGUGGGGAGUUUCCAUUUCCUUCUCUUGAGUGUGGUGUCUUGACUCCUGAAUGUGAGCCCAAAGACCCUGGCCCUGGAAAGGGAGCGCCUUCCUCUCUGGGUUUAUUGCCUCACAGUGUUGUUUGCUCACAGCAGAAGCAGGGGACUGGCACCUCUCUUGAGGGCUGGACCCAGAGUGCAUGCCACCUAUUGCUUCUGGCCUCUGUAGUUCAUGCUGUGGCCUUUCAGUCUUAUCUUUCAAAGCUUUCAUAAAUUUUACAACUUUUAUCAAGGAGAAAAACAACCAGAAAAUUCUAUCCAGACUGUCAAAUGUAGCCAUUUGGUGUCGUUCUGACUAUAUAUGCAUACAUUAUAUGUGUGUGUGUGUGUGUGUGUGUAUGCACACACACAUGCAUAUAUGGUCAUAUAUAUGUAUAUACGCAUAACUAAAUAAAUUCUAAUAAAGCGGAACUUGGUUGGCUGUAUUUCUUAUCUUUUCUCUUCCUUCCUUCCUCUUUUCUUUUCUUUCUUUUUGUACCACAGAUUGAACUUGGGACCUUGCGCUCGCAAGGCAGUUGGCAGAACCACUGAACUACCCGGCCUGGUUGGGUAUAUUUCUUAUGUAUGUAUGAAGCAGAAGGUUCACUUCCAGCAGGUUAUUGCCAGAUGUAUUUCUGUACUCUUUGAAGAAUAAUAUUUUAA
Molecule: messenger RNA, 4003 nt
Organism: Fukomys damarensis (Damara mole-rat)
Lineage: Eukaryota; Metazoa; Chordata; Mammalia; Rodentia; Bathyergidae
Gene: Gpr176
Product: G protein-coupled receptor 176
Exons: 4
Coding region: 1-1509 (502 amino acids)
Biological process (GO): G protein-coupled receptor signaling pathway
Cellular component (GO): plasma membrane
Molecular function (GO): G protein-coupled receptor activity
Source: RefSeq, a predicted model, not a curated record